This is a messenger RNA of Pseudogymnoascus destructans, 4903 nucleotides long. RefSeq lists its product as uncharacterized. The coding region runs from base 276 to 4475 and encodes 1399 amino acids. Gene Ontology annotation, molecular function: RNA binding; 3'-5'-RNA exonuclease activity. Lineage: Eukaryota; Fungi; Ascomycota; Leotiomycetes; Thelebolales; Thelebolaceae. Gene Ontology annotation, cellular component: P-body; exosome (RNase complex). Gene Ontology annotation, biological process: mRNA catabolic process. The transcript is spliced from 4 exons. The record is from RefSeq and is a predicted model, not a curated record.
CCCCAUACCUCCCCGUACCGCAAGCAAACCCUCACUUUCUCUUCCGUCAUAGCACCUUCCUCCUUCCUUCCUUCCUUCCUUCCUUCCUCAAUACCACUCCUUCCACAGAUACUAUCCAUCUCGAUCUUCAGAGUCACUCCUUCAGAGCUCCAGAUUCUACCCAUCCCCUCCUUUUGCCAGCUAUCCAAACAGCUGCCAAAUACGUCACCAAUUACAAUACAUUCACACUUCAAGCUAUCAGGAUCGUCAUUCGCAACAUAUCUCAGCACUCCAUCAUGGAGCAGCAACCGCGGCAGCCAUCCAGUGGCAUCCUCGGCCCAACUGGCCGAAGGCUUCAUAUUGCCCAUCGCAGAAGUCCAUCAGAGUUGACCCCCCUUAUGAGCAUGUUCUCGUCUCCAGGCAUGGAACAACUUGCCAUCCAACAACAGAUUGAAUUGCUACAGCAACAACAGCAGCAGAUCCAAGCUACACACCAGCAGUAUGUUAACAUGGGAAUGAUCCCACCAACUCAGCACCUGCCUCCUGGUGGCGGUUUCAACCCCCUACAGCAGCAACAAGGGCCGAAUAUGCCUCCACAAAAUGCAUUUCAGUUUCCAAACCAGCCUCAGCAACAAUUGGGUGUGCCGAUGGGAGCUCCGACACAGCCAUUGUCACAUCGCCGAAAUCAAUCGGCAAUGCCAAAUAUGGGAAUGGGCCCUCCCCCAGCGCCCUCAUCAGGCACUUCGGGGACGGGUUAUAAUGAUUACAAUCCACAACAUGGGCGGGAGAACCAGUCUACACGCGGAGGCCGUGGAGGUGGCCCGCCCGGCGGUGGCCACCAACGCCGCCACUCGCUCGCCUUACCUGAGGCCAAGAAAGCGGCUGAGCUGGCCCAACAAAAACGCACUACGUCUGGCUUCCAGUUCCCAAUCCCAGGGGCACCUGGUGCCGCCCCUGCAACUGCCGAUGGCACCAGCCCAUCAGAUGACAAAGCAACCCCUCCACCACAACCCACAAGCACGUUCCCUGGUACUUUUAAUGUGCGGGGCGGCCGCGGUGGAGCGCACGGGAGAAGCCAGAGUAUGGCUGUCGGCUCCGCUGGCCGUGGUGCUGGCUCCAUGCGUGGCGGCGGUUCCUUCCAGUUCCCAGCGACCACUAUCAAUGAGGGCGCGGCUACCAGCCAAGGUACGGACUUUCAGCGUAAGGGCAGUGCAGGACACGCUCGAAACUCGUCCAGAAACUUUGAGGGCAACUGGAGAAAUCAAAGCAUCUCGGGUCCUGGUCAGCCACAGGACCAACAAGCUCAGAUGGGUAAUUUCGGCCAAGGCCAAGGCCUUCCUCAAGCUGGAGGAUUCCAACCAGGUCACCGCAACCGCGGAAGCGUUAACCAGCCUAUGGGAUCCGUUGGAUCUUUCCAGUACAACGGACAGCCACAGUUGGUACAGCUUCCUCAGGGCCAGAUGGCUCUGGUACAGCAGCAAAUGUUCCCUGGCCAACAGUUGAACCCACUGCAGAUGAACCAGCUUCAAGCUUUGCAGGCGGCCCAGAUGAACAACCAGCAUAUGGUUAACAUGCAGGGCGGCCAGCACGGUGGACAACAGGGCCAAGGGCAACAGCAACAACAGCAGCGCAAGACGCUCUUUACUCCUUACCUUCCGCAAGCCACUCUUCCAGCAUUGCUUGGAGAUGGCCAGUUAGUCUCUGGUAUCCUUCGUGUCAACAAGAAAAACCGCAGCGAUGCAUACGUAUCGACUCAAGACGGCAUCUUGGACGCUGAUAUCUUUAUCUGUGGUAGCAAGGACCGAAACAGAGCUUUGGAAGGCGACUUAGUCGCCGUCGAAUUGCUUGAUGUUGAUGAAGUGUGGGGCCAGAAGCGCGAGAAAGAAGAGAAAAAGAAGCGCAAGGAUAUCACUGAUACUCGUGGCGGCUCCAACAGUGGCAACGCAGAGAGGUCUCACCGUGAUAAUUCCAAUGGUGACGAUAACUCGAAUACCGGCGAAGGCGGAAUCCGACGCAGAGGUAGCUUGAGACAGCGCCCAACACAAAAGAAGAACGAUGACGUCGAGGUCGAAGGCCAAAGCCUUUUGCUCGUCGAAGAAGAGGAGGUUAAUGACGAGCAGAAGCCAUUGUACGCUGGCCACAUCGUAGCCGUCAUUGAACGUGUUGCCGGCCAGAUGUUCUCAGGAACUCUCGGCCUCCUUCGCCCUAGCAGCCAGGCCACCAAGGAGAAGCAAGAAGCUGAGCGACAAGCCCGUGAUGGCAAUUCUGGGCGCCACCAUGAGCAGAGGCAGCAAGAUAAGCCAAAGAUUGUCUGGUUUAAGCCUACUGACAAGCGUGUUCCAUUGAUUGCUAUUCCGACAGAGCAGGCACCAAGGGACUUCGUAGAGAAGCACCAGGAUUAUGCCGACCGUAUAUUUGUCGCAUGUAUCAAGCGCUGGCCUAUCACCUCCCUCCAUCCAUUCGGCACUCUUGUUGAGAUGCUGGGUAAGAUGGGCGAACUGAAGGUGGAGACUGAUGCCCUAUUGAGAGACAACAACUUCGCAUCGGACGAGUUCUCUGAUGCCGUAAUUAGAAGCAUCAAUCUCGAUGAGUGGUCUCUGGCCAAGGAGGAUGAAGCUACUAUAGCUUCUCGUCGUGAUUUCAGAGACGAGAAGGCCUUCACAAUCGAUCCUAACGGCGUCAAUGAGUUGGAUGACGCAAUCCACAUCAAGGGCGAAGUAGAUGGAAAGAUUGAAAUAGGUAUUCAUAUUGCGGAUGUUGCUCACUUCAUCAAGGCGAACUCGCUUGUUGACAGAGAGGCCAAGAAGCGUGGCACUGCAGUUUACUUGAUGAACAGGUCGUGCAACAUGCUUCCACCUAAGAUUGCAAGCGAUGUAUGCUCUCUGAUCCCAGGAGAGGACCGCCUCACAGUUAGUGUUGUCUUCAAAGUCAACACUCUCACUGGAGCGGUGGCAGAUGAUGAUAUUUGGAUCGGUAAAAGUAUCAUCAAGAGCAGUGGCAAGCUUUCUUACCGCGAAGUCGAUGCUGUUCUUUCGGGCCAAGGAAACGUUAAGCUUGACGGCAUUAGUGAUAAGGAUAUUCAGAUACUGCAGGCUGUUUCCCGGAAAUUCCGUGAAGCUCGUUUGGGCUCGGAGGGUGAAACGAUUGCGCCCCUGCGGCUGAUGUACCAGCUCGAUGAUGAGAAUGUCCCAGUCGAAGCCAACAUCUUUAAUUCUACGCCUUCGCAUGAGCUGAUCGAGGAGCUUAUGCACAAGGCCAACACCUACGUUGCCCAGAAGAUCGCUCAGGGCCUCCCUGAGAAGGCACUCCUGCGACGACAAGGGGCCCCAAACCCCCGCAGGCUUCGGACAUUUGCUGAUCGUAUGACCGCACUUGGGUACGAAAUCGAUACCACGAGCAGUGGCACGCUGCAAAAUAGCCUUUUCAAGGUUGACGACUCCGAGAUCCGUAAGGGAAUGGAGACUCUUCUGGUCAAGGCCAUCCCUCGUGCAAAGUAUUUCAUUGCAGGUAGGACUUUGGAGCACCUCCACCCUCAUUAUUAUCUCAACCUUCCGCUGUACACUCACUUUACGAACCCGUCUCGUCGUUACGCAGACAUCGUUGUCCACCGCCAACUUGAAUCUGUGCUGUCGGAGGGCAAGAUCGAGUAUAACGAGGACAUUGACGCUCUUGUCAAGGCUACGGAGUCGUGUAACACCAAGAAGGACUCCGCGCAGAAUGCCCAGGAGCAGAGUGUCCAUAUUGAGUCUUGUAGAAUCAUGGAUAAGAAGAGAGAGGACCUUGGAGAGGACCUCAUUAGCGAAGGCAUUGUCCUGGCCGUCUAUGAGUCCGCAUUCGAUGUCUUGAUCCCUGAAUAUGGUUUUGAAAAGCGUGUCCACUGCGAUCAAUUGCCAUUGAAGAAGGCUGAGUUCCGCAAGAAUGAGCGGGUCUUGGAAUUGUACUGGGAGAAGGGCGUUCCAUCUUCGGCAUACGUUCCUGAGGAUGAGCGCCCAAGACCUGGUGUUUCUCAGCGCACCGCCAAUGCCAGUAUUGCGGCUCGCGAGGCGGCCGUGGCUGAACGCGCAAGGAAGGAUCGUGAGGAGGCCCAGCGUAAGCAGAUGGAGACUGGAACCAUGUCUACUGAUGCCGUUGACGCUCUCUUCGACGAUGAUGAUGAUGAGAACGUUUCUGAUUUGGCGGAAAGCGUCCAAGGCGUCUCCCUCGGGAACCGACCAACGCAGAGCGUUCCACCGUCGCCAACCAAGAACUCCUUGACUGCGAGCGGCGACCUUCACCGAACUCGUUCAGACUCGAAGGUGCCUAUUGCGGAGUCGGCGUCGGCCAAGGCGGCCAGCAACAAGGAGAAGUAUCUGAAGUUCUUCUCUUUGAGAGAAGAGAACGGAGAGUAUAUUCAGGAUGUGAAGGAGAUGACCCGUGUGCCUGUUAUCCUGAAGACUGAUCUUAGCAAGAGCCCUCCUUGCCUUACGAUCCGCUCUCUCAACCCGUACGCUCUUUAAACGGCGUAGCAUGCCUCAACUGGCCAUAUAAUAACGAUACGCGAUAACUAUUCGCCGUCCACUCGUUUAUACCAUACACCCCCCGCGCUGCGUACGAUGCAACGCGGGCGAAUUAUUAGCGCUCGUUUAUAGAAUGGCUGAACCAAACACUUGUUGUCCUAUUGGAGGAAGGCAGUUCAAGUUUGUCAGAGAGGAUGGGGUAGAGAAGACGGCCAUACUAUUGGGUUUGGGCUUUCGGACGGGAGUGGUGGAAUAAAGCAAUGUUGGCACAAUAUGGUGUUAUGGAAGAUGUCCAUAGCAGGUGCCGUACUCUGGUCUUUCUCGCUAUUAGCGUUGUGCAUUUAUACAAAGUAGCUUAAAUCCAGUAUCUCUGUUAGUCUCGCAUCAACUUCAUCUCUAAUCAAUCCAAAUUGACUAGCCACAAUUGG